AUGUGCCACGCUCUGCCGACGGGUAUGGAGCGAGACCAGACACUACGAGCGAUUAGAGAGAAGAACCACACGCUUCCAUCAACAUUUCAAUACUCUGAAAAGGUCGUACAGGGCAGGAUUAUCGAGUCUCUUUUGAGUCACAGUCCUAGCGAACGGCCCUCGGCGUCGGAGCUUCUUCACAGCGGUCAAAUCCCUCUGCAGGUGGAGGAGGAAACCUUUCGACGAGCGAUCAUGCACCUGCUGUCGGACCCUAACUCUCCCGAUUACAAGAAAAUUCUAUCGGCAAUAUUCUCCCAGUCCCCCAAGAAGUUUGAAGACAUUGCCUGGGAUAUGGAUUCCCAUGGGGCGCCAGCUGCUAAUGAGCUUCUCAUCCACGGUCUGGUCAAAGAGAGACUUACGUCGAUCUUCCGAAGACACGGGGCCGUCGAAAAUGCGAGACAGAUGCUGUUCCCCAGAUCACAACAUUACAACAAUGGUGCCGUGCGACUGCUGGAUUCUACCGGUAACUUGCUCCAACUGCCGUUUGAUCUGACACUUCCCAAUGCGCGUGCGAUUCCUCGGCAAGAUGCUUCACUUGAAAAGACGUUCGCGUUCGGUACGGUAUACAGGGAGACACCGCAUGGCGGUGAACCUCGAACCCACAGAGAGGUGGACUUUGAUAUUGUGUCACAUAACACUCUUGAUCUGGCCCUGAAGGAAGCCGAGACCAUCAAAGUCCUCGACGAGAUCAUCGACGAUUUCCCGCCGCUGAGAUCGGCUCCUAUGUGCUUCCUGGUCAAUCAUUCCGAUCUGCUCCAGUUGAUCAUGGAGUUUUGCCGCAUCACGCCAUCCAAGAUUCCCUUGGCGAAAGAGGUGAUUAGCAAAUUAAACGUUGGAAAGUGGACAAUGUCGAAGAUCCGCAGUGAGCUCCGGUCUCCGGCCAUCGGUAUCGCUUCAACCUCGUUGGACGAUCUGGCGAGAUUCGAUUUCAAAGAUUCUCCAAAGCAAACACAGAAGCGACUGCGCACCAUCAUGGAGGGUACCCCAUAUGCCGAACGGCUGGCACCUAUCUUUGUCCGGCUGAACCUACUCCUGACUUAUCUUCAGGCGUUUGACGUAAAGCGCAAGGUUUAUAUCAACCCUCUUGGAAGCUUGAACGACAAAUUCUUCCGAGGUAGCAUUCUGUUCCAGUGUGUUUUCGACAGCAAACGCCGGGAUGUCUUCGCAGCCGGCGGUCGAUAUGACUCCCUGGUGAAAGAAUUUCGUCCCAAGGUCCUAACAAGCCGCUCGCACACACAUGCUGUUGGGUUCAAUCUAAGCUGGGAUAAGCUCAACUCAGUCAUGCUCGACUAUUUUCGUGGUUCUACCAAGAGUUCUCCCAAGCAAACAGAGACUGAAAUCGGGGCUUUUUGGCGAGCCAGAAGAUGCGAUGUACUUGUUGCUAGCUUCGACGCGACUGUUCUGCGCACGCUUGGCGUGAAGAUCGCGCAGGAUCUCUGGGCGGCUGACGUCAGUGCAGAGAUCGCGAUUGACGCUUCCUCGCUAGAGGAGCUCCUCGCUCAGUACAAGGAGCAUAACCAUAGCUGGAUCGUCAUUGUAAAGCAAGACAGCCAGGAGCGAGGCUUCAAGAUCCGAUGUCUUGAACCCAAGGAGGAACUUGAUGUGAGGGGUGCCGAGCUCAUUCCCUGGCUUCGCAACGAAAUCCGGGCACGCAAUCAGCGUGAAGGCGUCACGGACUCGUUCCGACAAUCCCGACUGUCCAGCCAACCUGAUCUCAAUGGGCCGAGUGAGCGAGUGAACGAUGUGCGCAUCUUGGUGCCCCAGCAUCGCAGCAAGAAGUCCAACCGAAGGAACAUUGUCGAAACGGCUCUAUUCCGCUCCCGAGAAGUCAUCGAAGAUGCCUUGAACGGACCUAUCGCGGCCAUCGACACUCGGGAUGACCUCCUGGACGCCAUCCGAGAUACACGGCUAUCGGACCCGGACAGCUGGCGUGCAGUUAUACAGAAUGCACCGCUGACCGAACGAAAGUACCUGAGUCAGGUCCACGAAUUACUCAUAGACAUCGCCAAUGAGAGCCACAUGGGUGACGGCGCGGACGACUUCACCAAUGCGUUCAUAUAUAACUAUCGCACGGGAUCAUGUGUGUACUACGAUCUGGGAACACGAAAUGAGAGAUGA
This is a messenger RNA of Aspergillus affinis, 2157 nucleotides long. It is a transcript of the gene cpcC, whose product is annotated as putative protein kinase (Gcn2). The transcript is spliced from 4 exons. The record is from RefSeq and is a predicted model, not a curated record. Gene Ontology annotation, biological process: mitochondrial translation. NCBI's taxonomy places the organism in Eukaryota, Fungi, Ascomycota, Eurotiomycetes, Eurotiales, Aspergillaceae. Bases 1 to 2157 code for a protein of 718 amino acids. Gene Ontology annotation, cellular component: mitochondrion.